CUUAGCUGCAGCCUCCCCUCCGCCACCACCCUCUCCCGCCCCGUGCUUCCUCUCCGCCCCCCACGCUCCAGCCGCUCGGUCGCAGUCCGCGCAGUCCUCCGCCCCCCGGAGCCUCCGCGCCGGUCCCGCACCCAGCCAUGGGGGACCUGCCGGGUCUCGUGCGCCUCUCCAUCGCGCUGCGCAUCCAGCCCAACGACGGCCCGGUCUUCUUCAAGGUGGACGGGCAGCGCUUCGGCCAGAACCGCACCAUCAAGCUGCUCACCGGCUCCUCCUACAAGGUGGAGGUGAAGAUUAAGCCCACCACGCUGCAGGUCGAGAACAUUUCCAUUGGUGGUGUGCUUGUCCCAUUGGAGCUGAAGUCUAAAGAGCCUGAUGGUGACCGAAUUGUUUACACGGGCACAUAUGACACGGAAGGUGUGGCCCCAACCAAGAGUGGAGAACGGCAACCCAUCCAGAUCACAAUGCCGUUCACUGACAUUGGGACCUUCGAGACAGUGUGGCAAGUCAAGUUCUACAAUUACCACAAGCGAGAUCACUGCCAAUGGGGAAGCCCCUUCUCUGUCAUUGAAUACGAAUGCAAGCCCAAUGAGACACGUAGCCUCAUGUGGGUGAACAAGGAGUCCUUCCUCUGAAGAUGGCUCUUUCGGAUGUUGCUGGACAAUCUCUUCAAAACCCUACGUUUAGAUAACCCAGCACAAGCCUUCACCAAGGCACACCACAGCGUUGCUGUUACCCAUCGGGUGCUGAUGACCUACUAGCCCCCGACUAUUUUGAAAGUGUAAUUCCCUUCUGAUGCAAUGCUCCUGACGUAAAAGAUUGUGAGUGAUGUGCCAUCCCCAAGAAGAUCCCUUUCUGUAUUCUGUGUUGGUGUUCCUGCAUCCAGUUGUUCCCGGUCAUGCGGUUGACCGCUUGUGAGGAGCUCAGUGGAAUUGCAGACAUACCCCUUCUUAAUGAUUCCACUGAAUGUGGUGUUUUGUUUCCAAGUUGAGUGAUUUCCCCCCCUUUUUUUUUGUAAAAUGCUAAAUAAAAAAUAACAAUGUGUUGUGGGUUCUCUCCCAAGUGUAAUAUGGUAACAUGUAACUUGCAAUGUUAUGUGGCUCUCUAAGCAGGCUUGGUGAAAAUGUAAUACAAACAGCAGUGAGUUGGACUCAGAUGCUGUGCUUCCUAUAAACAGCUCAGCUUUUUCAGGGAACAAUAAUGACAAAUAAAAGGACAAAUAUUUAAGAAGUAUUUAUAACACAUUAAAACUCUUUCAAGUAACUUAAGGUAUUAUGUUAUGGCCUAACAGAAAUGGGAAAAGGCAUCGUUGGGGUCCACUGUUAAGGUGACAGAAGUUGUAGGGUUACCCUUUUGGCAAGCUACCCUAGUACUCAAACAUGCAUAUGAUGGCAUCCCUACGUUCCCCUUCACUUGAACUUUGUAAAACUGUGUAUGCAACUGUAAUGAACUUUUGAUAUUUCUUAAUAAAGGUAUUAAAAAUCA
Molecule: messenger RNA, 1482 nt
Organism: Prionailurus viverrinus (fishing cat)
Lineage: Eukaryota; Metazoa; Chordata; Mammalia; Carnivora; Felidae
Gene: CNRIP1
Product: cannabinoid receptor interacting protein 1
Exons: 3
Coding region: 138-632 (164 amino acids)
Biological process (GO): negative regulation of signaling receptor activity
Cellular component (GO): plasma membrane
Molecular function (GO): type 1 cannabinoid receptor binding
Source: RefSeq, a predicted model, not a curated record